AUGGCGCCUCUAGACGCCGACAAUAUUUGCGCAGUGUUCAAGUGCAUGGAUUCAAUGAGAGCAAUCACGAAAUGUAUACAAUUUCGAAUGGCUGUGCUAGCUGACGAUGUGCCUCUUUGUGGUAAUGGCAUCUUUGAACUUCUGGACGCUUCCAAUGGAUUUCCGGCACCUCCACAAAAACGAGAUCACGUAGCCGUGGUGGCCAAUGUGGGCGAUCGGAUCAGUGUUCGAAUAUUCGAGAAUGAUACCUCCUAUUUCCCACCGGUGAGGUGCUCUCUGCGGAUCGAGACAUGUCCGAACUGCCUGCUUAAUAUCAAGCACACACCGCCAGUGGACAUUCUGGACGAGAGCGAAAUUAGAAUGUUGCCCGCUUGCUAUGAAUCGCUCCUCGAUCCAUGUUUCGAUCUGCGAUUCAUCGAAGACAAGGCCGACUCAGCGCUUGAUUUGAUCUAUCAAAAAUCUUCCAUAUGGGAGUUUCCACAUCGAUCCGAAUUAAACAGUACAGGGAACUCUAUUGUUUUGACGAUCAACAUGUGGAGCAUCCAACCGAAUACUACACUUAGCAAGUACAUUGAUAAUCUUUUCCCAUUCUUCAUCACUGCCGUCUCCAACGAGGUCGUUAUUACUGGUUCAUCCACAGACAGUUUUCUCUCUCCAAACCAGUCUUCGCUAGGAUUCAUAGAGUCUCCAAGGUAUCCAGCAGCUUAUCCACGUUCCUUACUUAAGAACUACACGCUAAUCAAUUCGGAUCAAAACGGCUACAUUCGUCUAGUUUUCGAUGAUUUUCACGUACAUUUCCAGAGUGAGAUGCAGAUUUUCGAUAGCGAUGGUCGUGAAAUUAUCAGUACCAAAAGUGAGAAUCGUCGUCCACCUGCCAUACUAUCAACGGGGAAUCGGCUAAAGAUCCAAUUCAACGCUCACGAUUUUACACAAACAGUCGGCUUCCGAGCGAGGUAUGAGUUUGUCAACGACAAAGAAUGGGCUGACAAACCGAACUCCCGAGACUGCGAUGAAAUUCUGGAAGGCUACGGAGGUGAAAUUAAAAUGGAUGGUAAUCUUCACCUGAUCAAUACAUAUGUGGACUGCAUAUGGAUCAUUGGUCGUUUCCCACAUAUGGCACGCACCUUUGACAGGAUUUAUUUGAAGAUCGAAGAAUUUCAUAUGAAAGGAGUAGGACUUCGACUGGAGGUCAGAGAAGGCGCUUCGUCUACAUCGGAUCGUCUUUUGCUACUUUUUGACUCACAAACACGUGAUCAACUAGAGCAUAAACAGCCUAGAAAUGGAUUUACAACAACCUCUUCAAUGCCAGCGUUUUACGUUCGUCUGCGGGGAUAUUUGAUGGGGAGCAGCGGCUUAGAGAUCGUCUACACACAGUUUUACCGUUGGGCAACAGCACUUUGUCCAGGUGCGGGAGAGUUCCACUGUGAUAACGCUAGAUGCAUCAAGGGCACGUUACGCUGCGAUGGUGUGAAUCACUGCGGAGACGGUAGCGAUGAGCAAUGCCAAAGGCCAAUAUCCGAUUUUAAACAGCCUGAUUCCGAUGUUUCCGGUCUAAUCGCAUUAGUAAUUGGUGUAUGCGGAUUGAUUCUUCUCAUUAUAUCGACCACAGCCGUGAUGGGUCGAUUCUAUCGUAGAAGAAUUGCGUCUCAACUAAGUGGUGCUGAUCUUUCUACAGGUCCCAACUACCCUCCCGAAGGUGCCGUACCUAGCAUGCAAACAGUCGGAGAACGACGUUUUUACGUUGUUCCAGAGAGCCAAAUUUCUGUCAUAGAAGCUCCACCCUCUUAUGAUGACGCUCUUAAACACCCCGCGGUUCCCACGUCACGAACGCCUGCUUACAUGAAUCAAGGUUACAUGGGUGGCAGUGCAUCCGAGGAAAACAUGAUCCAAUCAGCAAACUCUGAGGCAAUCUCCGCCUCUGAAACGGACGUCGACAAUACGAUUAACGUAGCUUCAGAAGUAGAUGAUCGACGGAAUGAGAUGACAUCACCUCAGCCCAUAUCCAGGUUAAAUGAAGCCAGCCAACCAGGAACUUCUGCAUCGUCGCCAAAUUUACGACGAAAAGAAGACGAGUCAUGGCUCCGCAAUAGCACAAGAAAGUGGAACGUGAACACAACGGCAAAGUUGAUAAUUACCGAUCACUGGGCCAUGUCACUACCUCCUGACCUCGAGCGCGAUCCUCAUUUUAUAGCAACAGCAACUACGAUUUUGCGAAAUCAGAUCAACGACACGCAGAAGGAGGAAAUUAUAAGAGAUGCAGAACACCAGUGUUGGCCUGUGGGCAGACUACUUUGGUUGAAGAUUCAAAACUUAGAUAUUUUUCAUAUUAAACUUAACAGUCAACAAGCUACAGUUUGUUCUCGUUCGAUUGAAUCUUUGCUACUGAUCGACUAG
This is a messenger RNA of Necator americanus (New World hookworm), 2394 nucleotides long. RefSeq lists its product as uncharacterized. The coding region runs from base 1 to 2394 and encodes 797 amino acids. The transcript has 22 exons. Lineage: Eukaryota; Metazoa; Nematoda; Chromadorea; Rhabditida; Ancylostomatidae. Gene Ontology annotation, molecular function: protein binding. Gene Ontology annotation, cellular component: plasma membrane. The record is from RefSeq and is a predicted model, not a curated record.